This is a messenger RNA of Pseudonaja textilis, 2671 nucleotides long. RefSeq names its product proteasome 26S subunit, ATPase 1 (gene PSMC1). The record is from RefSeq and is a predicted model, not a curated record. NCBI's taxonomy places the organism in Eukaryota, Metazoa, Chordata, Lepidosauria, Squamata, Elapidae. Gene Ontology annotation, molecular function: ATP binding; ATP hydrolysis activity.
CUCGCGCCCCGUAUCGCGCUUACUUCCGCUCCGGCUCCUCUAGGAAGCCGUCCGGUUUCCGGGGUUGGACUCUGAGGGAGCAGGAUGGGUCAGAGUCAGAGUGGUGGACAUGGUCCUGGAGGUGGCAAGAAGGAUGACAAAGACAAAAAGAAGAAAUAUGAACCCCCAGUUCCAACCCGAGUGGGGAAAAAGAAGAAGAAAACAAAGGGACCAGAUGCUGCCAGCAAACUUCCGCUGGUCACUCCUCAUACUCAGUGCAGACUCAAAUUAUUGAAGCUGGAAAGAAUUAAGGAUUAUCUUCUGAUGGAGGAAGAGUUCAUUAGAAACCAGGAACAGAUGAAACCUUUGGAAGAAAAGCAAGAGGAAGAGAGGUCAAAGGUGGACGAUCUGAGAGGGACUCCAAUGUCUGUAGGGACCUUGGAGGAGAUAAUUGAUGAUAAUCAUGCUAUUGUGUCCACAUCCGUGGGAUCAGAACACUAUGUCAGUAUUCUUUCUUUUGUAGACAAGGAUUUGCUAGAGCCAGGAUGUUCAGUUCUACUUAAUCAUAAGGUCCAUGCUGUGAUUGGUGUCUUGAUGGAUGACACGGAUCCUUUAGUUACAGUGAUGAAAGUGGAAAAAGCCCCACAGGAGACAUAUGCAGAUAUUGGAGGCCUGGAUAACCAAAUUCAAGAAAUCAAGGAAUCUGUGGAAUUACCUUUGACUCAUCCUGAGUAUUAUGAAGAAAUGGGAAUAAAGCCACCCAAAGGGGUCAUUCUGUAUGGGCCUCCUGGAACAGGUAAAACAUUAUUAGCCAAAGCAGUGGCAAAUCAGACUUCUGCCACCUUCCUGAGAGUGGUUGGCUCUGAACUUAUCCAGAAAUAUUUGGGAGAUGGACCAAAGCUUGUUCGAGAACUUUUUCGAGUAGCUGAGGAGCAUGCCCCGUCAAUUGUCUUCAUUGAUGAAAUUGAUGCCAUAGGUACCAAAAGGUAUGAUUCUAACUCAGGGGGAGAAAGAGAAAUCCAGAGAACAAUGUUGGAGUUGCUGAACCAAUUAGAUGGGUUUGAUUCACGUGGAGAUGUAAAAGUGAUAAUGGCUACUAACAGAAUAGAAACAUUGGAUCCAGCUUUAAUCAGACCAGGACGUAUUGACAGGAAGAUAGAAUUUCCUCUGCCAGAUGAAAAAACAAAGAAACGCAUCUUUCAGAUUCACACCAGCAGAAUGACUUUGGCAGAUGAUGUUACUCUAGAUGAGUUGAUAAUGGCUAAAGAUGAUUUGUCUGGGGCAGAUAUAAAGGCCAUUUGCACGGAAGCUGGUUUGAUGGCUCUGCGUGAACGAAGGAUGAAAGUAACAAAUGAAGACUUCAAAAAAUCAAAAGAAAAUGUUCUUUAUAAGAAACAGGAAGGCACUCCGGAAGGCCUGUACCUUUAACUUCCCCACCUUUGUUUUGGUCAUAGGUUGGGGUUAAUUCCGUGAACCUUUUUUUUCUUCAGAAUGUGGAAAAAGGAUUAGCGAGCAAGGUGUUAGUGAAUACAAAAAGAAGCUUUUGCUGCUGAAAGUAUGAUCAUUCACGUGCUGUGAAUGUCUGUGUAUUGUGGCAUACAUUCAUUGUGAAAUAUUUUGUCAUUAAACAUUGAUUUCCAAGUGAAUUGGGAUGAUUGGAUUAGAAUUUAAGCAAAGAAGGGUUUUUAAUGUGUGCCCCAAGUGUUCUUUAGCCUCUUAGUCUAAACAUUAAUCUUUUUAGCACACUCUGCAAAUGUUCUGUAAUUGGUUGUGACUCUAGUGCAGCUAAAUGUACGUUCUUUGAAUAUCCAGAAAGGUACUGAAAAAUAUAGUGAUGGAAAUACUGCAAAAGGACCUGAUUCAUGGAAAAUUCAUGCAGUUAUCAGAAAGAAAGUUCUGAAACAGAACUCUUUAUCUGCAGUGAAAAUGGUUUUGAUGUCUGAAAAGAUUCUUGUUUCAUUUCAUUUAGCUCUCAGUUCCUUUAGGCUAUGGUUUGCCAAAUCACACAUACAUAAUAAGCAAUGAGAUUUCAUUGCCAAAGUUAUUUGGACAAAUAAGGUAAAUCAUCUUUAAAAACCAUGCCAAUUCCUCCCUUGCACCUUUAUAGUCAAAUUGUGCUGAUUCAAUUCUUACAAGUAAUGGUAAUCACAAUUUGUUCAAAGAAGUAGCCAUUGUAUAUAAGAACUUUUUCCAAAUUUGACAGGGAAAUGUAAAAUUAUGGAAAUAAAUUUAAUUAUGGAAAACUAAACAUCCAUUCUAUCUUUAAAUGAGAUAUUCUGAUUAAAUUUGUGGCUCAAUUCAGAAAGUUUUAUUCACUCUAGUGCAGACCUGGGCAUUUACCGCCCACAGGCUACAUCCAGCCCAUUAGCUCUUCCUGUCUGACCCAUGUGAGGCCAAUCAGAAAUUAGAAAUCAAAUGUAAAUAUGUGCGCAGCAGAAAGCAGAAGCCAAAUCAGGCCUGGCUCUGCAUAGUCAUCAUGCGCUCCUUCAGCCAGGAGAAAGUGCUUUUCUGUGCUAGCACAGCACUCAUCCUUUACUUGGUAUGCUCCAAAAGACGCUUUAUGGAUUUCAAGUGAAAAAUGAAAAAUCCGUCCUUUUCUUAAAGAUAUAAAUGGAAUGUUGGAAUCAAUUCUACUCGUUCAUUUUGGUAUUAAAGAUUUGAUAGUAGUUAAGCAAUGCAUAACCUUUCCCAG